Molecule: messenger RNA, 1269 nt
Organism: Plasmodium coatneyi
Lineage: Eukaryota; Apicomplexa; Aconoidasida; Haemosporida; Plasmodiidae
Exons: 2
Coding region: 1-1269 (422 amino acids)
Molecular function (GO): protein binding
Source: RefSeq, a predicted model, not a curated record
AUGAGUAACGAAAGCAAGGUGAUGAACCAAUGCUUCAAUGGGAAACACAACAUCUGCUUUAGCUUUAUGGGGAGGAGAGACAACCAAAGGGGGAGGAAAAGCCAAAAGAUCGUCCUUCACAAUUGCAUUCAGACGCUGCUAUCGGACCCCAUAGUUGUUCUGUACACAGACGACAAUUAUAUUUGCACUGGCUCCCUCACCGGGAAAGUGUGCCUGUUUAGAAUCACGAGGAAGGAAAACAAGGGAGUCAACACGGAUGUGUCCCUCCUCGAUGGGCACCCAAGCAGUGGUCACUGUGAAAAGAACGACGUCACCGACUUGAGAAACAAGUCUGUAGGUGACGCUCCCCAGCGUAAUUCCGUGGCAGACUCCUGCAAGGAUAAUCAAAAUGGCAUUGAAAAUGACCGAAGCGACAGCAUCGUGGUAGAUACCAGUCGAAUGGGAAACACCGCAGUAGGAUUUGGCCGCAAAAGUAGCAAUGGCACCAUCGAAGUUUUGGAAAAGUAUCAUAUCCUGUGUAUGUUCAGGAAUAACAGUAUCAAGUCAAUUUACAUAGACAGUAAUUACGCCUAUAUAUAUUACGAAAGCUGCAUAGACGUGUUUUGCAUAAGGACCUACCAGUUCGUAAAAAAAAUGAACGUCGAAGUGGCAAACAAUAAGCAAGUGAUCUUUUUUGAAAAUCUCAUUCUCUUUAAUAACUCCAAAAGUCUCUUCAUAUACGAUAUCAAGAAUAAUUGCACAAGUUAUUUUUAUAAAAAUUUUUUAAAAAAUAUUGUCAUUUUUGACUUCAACGUAAAUUAUCUUUUAUGCUACAAGAAUAAUUUCGGGAAAUGCCAUAUUCGCGUUUUACAAAUAAAUAUAAAUGCACAGAAAUGUGAACACGAAUUAAUUUUUUGUGUGGAUUUUUCUUCAAAAUUUAUAAGUCAUGGGAAAUUUUUGGAUGAUGAGAAAAUUAUUGUAGCAAAAAAUGGGAGAAGGUUAAUCAUUUUUGAUUUUAAAAAAGCUGUGGAUAUGUACAGAAUUAAAAAAUUAAAAAAAAAAAUUUUGGAUAUUUACAAAUCGGUGGAAAAUUUGCUAUUCAUUUUGGUGGAAAAUGAAAUUUUUAUUUUUAAUUUGUCCACUUUUAUAUUUUACAAAUGUGUGCAGCUGCCCUCUGGGCUGUUUUACUUCAAGUGGUCCUAUUUCAUACGCCACAAGAACAACAAAAUUAUUUUUUCGUCCGACCGGGGGAUUUACUUUAUUGAUUAUCCCGUUGAGGAGGGCGCCUGA